Messenger RNA from Cordyceps fumosorosea ARSEF 2679, 2271 nucleotides. RefSeq names its product Dynamin, GTPase domain protein. Lineage: Eukaryota; Fungi; Ascomycota; Sordariomycetes; Hypocreales; Cordycipitaceae. Gene Ontology annotation, cellular component: microtubule; cytoplasm; membrane. Gene Ontology annotation, molecular function: microtubule binding; GTPase activity; GTP binding. The record is from RefSeq and is a predicted model, not a curated record. The transcript is spliced from 3 exons. The coding region runs from base 1 to 2271 and encodes 756 amino acids.
AUGAGCGAGGCAAUGAAAUCGCUGACGGCGCAGGGCCUGGAGCAGCUAUGCUCCAGGCAGCAGCUGCACCUGCUCAACGCCGUGGACUCGCUCCGCUCCCAGGGCGUAAGCCACUACAUAUCACUGCCACAAAUCAUCGUGUGCGGCGACCAGUCGUCGGGGAAAAGUUCCGUGUUGGAAAGCAUAUCCGGGGUCUCUUUCCCGGUGAAGAGCAGCUUGUGCACCCGAUUCCCGACCGAGCUUAUUCUCCGAAAGACGGCCUUUUGCUCCAUCAACGUCUCCAUUGUGCCGCAUCAUUCUCGCAACCAGGCCGACAAGGAACGCCUCUCACAAUUCAACGAGAAAUUGCUCAACUUCAAGGACCUGCCAGCACUGAUCGAAACAGCAAAGACUGCCAUGGGCGUGGCAACGAUGGGCAAGGCAUUUUCCGAAGAUAUUCUGCGCGUCGAAGUAAACGGCCCGGAUCGCCCGGAGCUCACCAUUGUAGAUCUGCCCGGUCUCAUUCAUUCAGAAAAUAAGCACCAAUCUGAAUCAGACAUUCAGCUCAUCAAAAACGUCGUGCAGGGCUACAUGAAAGAGUCCCGGAGCAUCAUACUGGCAGUUGUGUCAGCCAAGAACGACUACGCCAACCAGAUUGUCCUGAAGCUCGCUCGUGAUGCCGAUCCUAGAGGGACACGGACGCUAGGGGUUAUCACCAAGCCGGACACUCUUAUCCCGGGAUCUGGGAGCGAGGGCAUGUUUGUCUCUCUGGCCAAAAACCAAGAUGUCGAAUUCCGCCUGGGCUGGCACGUGUUGAGGAACUGCGAUACCGAGGCAGAAAACUGGACGUUUGAGCAACGCGAUGCCGCGGAGCUUGAGUUUCUAUCAUCAGGUGCCUGGGCAGAUCUUUCUUCAAAAGACUUGGGCAUCAAGUCCUUGAGGAGCCGCCUGAGUAAAGUCCUCGUACGGCAGAUCGCCGCUGAACUCCCAAACCUCAUUGAGGAAAUUGCAGAACUGUCUUCCCAAUGCCAGAAACACCUCGAAAAGCUUGGUUCUCCCCGCACCACCAUCUAUGAACAGAGAAUGUAUCUCAUCCAGAUCAGCCAAUCAUUCCAAGUCCUGCUUCAGUCGGCAACUCAUGGAACAUACAACGAGCCGUAUUUCGGGGAUUGCAUGUCAUUGACCGGCUACCAAAAGCGCACCCGAGCCGUUGUUCAGAACCUCAACCGACACUUUGCAGAAGAUAUGGCCCAAAAUGGUCGACGGUACAAAGUCGUGGCCCAUGUCGAUGGUACAGACUCGGAGUGCAGCGAGCUCUUGACCCGUGCUGAUUACAUUGAAAGAAUUGUCUUGAUCAUUCAGAGCAGCCGGGGGAGAGAGCUACCCGGCAUGUUUAAUCCUAUGAUAGUGACAGAGCUCUUUAAGGAACUCUCGUCGCCGUGGAGCAAAAUUGCAGAAAGCCACAUACAGGAAGUUUGGAGGGCGGUUCGGCUGUCGUUGAGCCAUCUUGUGGCACACAUCGCCGAGUCUACGACUGCCGAAGCGAUUUUGAAUCGCGUUCUUGAGCCCAAGUUGGAGUCCUUCCGGAAACUUUUAUAUGAGAAGCUUUCUGGUAUACUAGAGCCACACCGCAGCGGACAUCCCAUCACCUACAACCACUACUUCACAGAGACUCUGCAAAACAUUCGUCAGGAGCGCGAAAGGUCACGAAUCACAGCUUUAUUGCAGGAGGAGUUUGGUCUGUCGUCAAUGGCGAAGAAAUCUCAUUUAGUUCAAGCAAUUGAAUGUAAUGGUUUGAUCGACCGGCUUGUUGCGCCCCGAGAGCCAGAUAUGGAUCAUUUUGCAGCCUCUGAGGCGCUGGACUGCUUGAAAGCGUAUUAUAAGGUUGCCGUGAAGCGUUUCAUAGAUGACGUCGCGGUGGAAGUUGUUGAGACUUGUCUCUUGGAGAAACUCGGCGAAAUCCUCGACCCAACCUCCAUCAUCAGGAUGAGCGAUGCUGAAGUUUCUGGCAUCGCGGUGGAGACGGAGCAGAGUCGAGGCACUCGCGAAAAGCUCGAGCGGAAAUUAAAAAUACUCAAGAGCGGAAGUGAAACUUGCAAAGAGUUUGCAGCACUCUAUGUUAACGUCUGGGACAUUGCUGAGGAGGAUACCGAGGCAAUGGCCGAUCGAUCCAUCGAAACUGGAGGAGCGCCGACUUGGACACCUAAUGGCGACCAAGAACCUGUCGGUGCAGCUAUUCCGGUCUCCGCCUCAUCGGAGAAUCGGUUCUCGGGGGACGAGCAGGGAGCCUGA